AGGUAGUCCAGUCGGAUUUUUCGAGUUUUAGCUGUCUACCCCGGACAUCAUGGUGUACAAGAUUGACAAACGUCGAGUAUACUCUGGCAACACGCUCAGGGCGUCCAACUCCAGGUACAAUCGCCAAUACCGACGGCAGUCAUGCUUGGUACGACAAUCACAGAACGUUGCCAAUGUAGCCGGUAUCUUCCAGGAGCUAGGUUUGGACAGGGAUGGCGUCGUAUAUUCAUUCAAUAAAAAAGGGAGGUGGCUGGUACCACAAAUCCUUAAACAUGAAAUACUCAUUGACAGCAAAGACCUGGGCAAUAUAAAAGUGGAUCUGGUCGAGUCCCAUAAAUUAAAGAAGCAAGGGAAGUGUACCGGAUUCCUUUCUAACAGGGGAUUUGUACAAAGAGUAGUACCAAAGAAAACAUACUUCAAUGUCGCAAGUCUACAAGGUCCUAAAACAGCAGAAGUUACUACAAGCACCACACCCCAAGUGACGGUGAAUGUUUUGUAUCCUUGCCCGGUGACGAGUUCCAUUGCCCACAAUCCCAAGUACAUCCGGUAUGAAGACUUGGCCACCGAAGAGUUGGAACAAGAUGAUGUUGACAGACCUCAACAAAGCAGUCCAAUCAAAAGUAAAGCUAGGAAACAAAGGAGGAAAAUUGGAACAAAACAAUGGGUCGACAACUAUUUGGACGACGAAGAGUACCAAGAGGAUGACGAUUAUGCCAUCGAAUCAGAUUACAACGAAGUAAAAAAUGAUCUGUCCAUUUCUGUAUCCGUUGAAGAUAUUUUGAGUCAUUCCAAAAAGAUGCAAGAUAUUUUAUCAGGCGGGGCGAAGAAACAGAGCCACCAAGCGACAAGAAGGGAAACAAAAGGCAGACUCGUAUACAUAAAUAACCAAGAGGAGUCGGAGGAACAGAAGGACGAGACGAAGAUGACAAACGAGUCCGAAGCAAUUUGUCCGAUGGAAUGUGUCCGUGUUAACAUCCCUGCGCAUGAAGUUGCUGUAGAAACACUUAAGCAAACCUUUGGUGAGAACUACAGUGAAUGCCGCUGCUCUCCAAGAAAAUUCGUCAUAGACAUCACAAAAACUGUUCAGAGUACUUUACUAAAAUCCAAAGCUUUCCGUGAUGUCAAUAUUGUAAGUACUGACCUCUCAUCAGCAUUAGUUUUUGUGUACGAUAUGUUCGGCAGCUUGGACAACACUGAUGCAGACAUGUUUAAACUCUUCCUCAACAUGAAGACAAAGACAAUGACCACAAGAAUCAACACCUUUCCUGAAGGUAGAGUGUAUGGCGUGGAAGAUAUCGUCAAUAGAGCUGUAUCGUACAUAGAAACUAUUCCCUAUGAUGAAUUCCUACACAGACAUGCUAUACUUCCGUAUACCAGACCGGCUCGCACAGAAUUCGAGCUUCUAGCAGAAAGCAGAGGAAGAAGAGUCAUGUCCGUUAACGCUAUCCAACAUUGUACCACGGUCAAAGACCUAUUUCAAAGAAAAGACGAAGUAGACGAGGCAGAGUCACUGAUAACGUUAGAAUUCGAGUCGCUACCUCCGGACACGUGUGCCAUCUGCUGUGAAACUAUUGAGGAGAGCUCAGCCACCGCUUUACAAACUUGUGGGCACUGGUUCUGCGACAGAUGCUGGGCUGAUCAUCUUGUCUCGGUAGCGAACAGUGGAUCGGGACGAAUCACAUGCCCAGAAUAUAAAUGCCAGUCCUCAGUUGAUUAUGACAUUUUGCUCACAACCUCAAACAUACAAAUUGUUCAAAAGGUUUUUCAAAGAAAAUUAGCUUUGGACGUCGAUAUCGAAGCAGACUCGAAAUGGUGUCCGAACAAACACUGUGAUCGUGUGAUAAGAUGUGAGAGGAACUCUCGGGGGAAACGCGCAAGUGUCACGUGCUCAUGUGGAACAAACCUUUGUUUUGACUGUUUGAAUCAGGCACACUGGCCGCUGGCUUGUGAUCACUUCGCAUCUUAUUCACGUACACUACGGAAGAAUGGAGACGACAUUGAGCCGACUGAAAACUAUAUCCGUUUUGCACAGGGAAAGGAGUGCCCAAAAUGCAAGCAAUUCGCGGAAAAGAAUGGUGGCUGCUUCUACAUGACCUGUGUAUGUGGAUGUAAGUUUUGCUGGGGCUGUGGCAAGGACUUUGCAAAAAAUCACAAAUACACAAAAAAAUGCAUGCCAAAGAGAAACCAGAAUGGAGAUUUAUACAAAACCGAAAAGAGAGAGCUGCGUGUUAUUGAAAACAUAACUGACAAAACUAAAGCGUAUCAAAUGGCCCAGGAGUAUCGAGAUCUUCGUUAUUCGGACAAUGCCAGGGUUAUGUUGUCUGCUGUACAUAAGAUGUCAACGUCACUGAAAAUGCUCCAUCGACGUCAUGGCAACCGCGUGGGCGGGGAAUUAGUUGACUUUACAAGUCAAAAACUGGCAGAUGACGUAACAGUUGCAGACAAGAUCAAACCGUUUCUAAACAGCAUGAUAGGCGUCUACAUGGAGAUAAGUCACCUAUGUGAGCUGACAACAGUCUUCCUUGACACGCCGGAAAAUCAUUUGAGUAAAGUGGCGAAACAAGCCAUGAUGGCAACGAGGGACCGACUGGGAGUGAUCGGUGGCGAAAUAUUACACGUGUUCAGGUCCUCUGAUAAGCUUAACAGGAAAGACAAUAUUUCAAAUCUUUGGAAGCUUCGAUUUCAAAGCAAAAAGGCAACAGAUAGUCUUGUCAAGCUUGUCAAAUGCUGAUGUUUUUCUAUACGAUAUUGUACCUGUAUAUGGACCCGCUAGAACACUAUAUGGGAGUUUUGCACAAUGUUGCAUGUGAACCUGCUAAAACACUUUAUUGGAUAUGCCCGUACCUCCCUAUUUGUGAGAGUGUUACACGGAUGUUAAUUGUACGCGCCCCUCCCCACCUCCCUAUUUGUGAGAGUGUUACAAGGAUGUUAAUUGUAUAUCCCCUCCCCACCUCCCUAUUUGUGAGUGUUACACGGAUGUUAAUUUAUAUCCCCUCCCGCCUCCCUAAUUGUGAGAGUGUUACACGGAUGUUAAUUUUAUGUGCCACUUCCCGCCUCACUAAUUGUGAUAGUACUAGUGUUACACGGAUGUUAAUUGUACGUGUCCCUCCCCGCCUCCCUAAUUGUGAGAGUGUUACACGUAUGUUAAUUUUAUGUGCCACUCCCCGCCUCCCUAAUUGUGAGAGUGUUACACGGAUGUUAAUUGUAUAUCCCCCCCACCUCACUAAUUGUGAGAGUGUUACACGGAUGUUAAUUGUAUAUCCUCUCCCCACCUCCCUAAUUGUGAGAGUGUAUAACGGAUGUUAAUUGUAUAUACCCC
This is a messenger RNA of Pecten maximus, 3319 nucleotides long. RefSeq lists its product as uncharacterized. The transcript is spliced from 2 exons. The record is from RefSeq and is a predicted model, not a curated record. Bases 50 to 2731 code for a protein of 893 amino acids. Gene Ontology annotation, molecular function: ubiquitin conjugating enzyme binding; ubiquitin protein ligase activity; zinc ion binding. Gene Ontology annotation, biological process: positive regulation of proteasomal ubiquitin-dependent protein catabolic process; ubiquitin-dependent protein catabolic process; protein polyubiquitination. Gene Ontology annotation, cellular component: ubiquitin ligase complex; cytoplasm. Lineage: Eukaryota; Metazoa; Mollusca; Bivalvia; Pectinida; Pectinidae.